UCGAAGUCACAGUGUCUUCAAGCCUCUCAAGCCGAGCUAAAGAUGUCCGCCAAAUUCGCAAUCGCUAUUCUGCUCCUCAGCAGCGUUCUCCUGGGAACCGCCAAUGCCCAGCAGAUGCGGUAUCCCCAGCAACGCCAGCAGACGAGGUAUCAACAGGCGGGUCGCUACUAUCCACAAAGGGUUGGCACUCGUAACAUGGAUGGCUCGGGACUGCCACCUCCGAGCUUGCCGCCUCCGGACCUGGGUGUCCCUCCUCCUGGCGGUCCUAUGGAUGGCGGCGCCAUCAACCCGGAUUGCAUGCCCAACCAACUGGCCAGCGGCAAUGUGGACAAUAAGAGGCCUAGACCACGGCAUUAAAGGCACACAGAAACCGAUCCAAAACGGGAAAAAUCAUCGCCAUUUAACACCUAGUAAUUGUUUUGGAUUGUAUUAUAUUGGCGAUUUUAAAAAUUUAUCUUAAAAGGAAAGUAAAGUCAUUUUUGUAUUUCAAGGAAGAGAGUAACUAUGUAACUAUGUAAAAAUGAUAUAUAAAAUAUUUACUUGUAAAGAAAAACAUUUGUCAACAAUUUUAUAUAAAUUUAUAUUUUUUAUUUCAAUUUUAUUUCAAAAA
Molecule: messenger RNA, 610 nt
Organism: Drosophila biarmipes
Lineage: Eukaryota; Metazoa; Arthropoda; Insecta; Diptera; Drosophilidae
Exons: 2
Coding region: 43-357 (104 amino acids)
Source: RefSeq, a predicted model, not a curated record